GCUGUCCUUAGGCCUGGGUGCGCCUGGCUGAGGACCUCCUGCUGUCCUACGGGGCCUGGGCCCUGCACCUCUCCUGCCCUGUCUGCUCUGGGCACUCCUUCCCCUGCCAGAUGCCAAGCUCCAGAAGUCUCCACCUUGCUGUGAUACCUGGCCACAUGUGACCAGAGCCUGCCCUCUGCCCUGCUCUCUCCUCCCCUGUGACUGGCCUCGGGGUCCCAUGUGAGAACUCCUCACAGUCCCUCAGCCAGGCCACUGGCGCCCACUGUCUCUGGGAUCUGGUGGGUGGGCAGGGUGUGUGUUCCCUUCUUCCUCUCCAGGGCUUCCGGCACCAGCCUGGGGAAUUCUUGCUGGUGGCCUGACUGGUUGUCCAGGAAGCUACUUUCUGGCCUUCCCGGGGUGACCCAGUAUCUCUCUGAGCAGUGCACCUGUCACAGCCACCUCCCUCUCUUCAAGCUUGGGAACAGGUGCGACAGGCCCAGGGGGGUGGGGGAGGUGUCUCCCUCUAAAUGCUUGGCCCACCCUGGCCACCAACCUCACUUGUACCUGCUCUGCCCUGCUCCUUCGCUUCCCCAAGUCUCCUGUGGGUGCUCCAGACAAGGAGGCUUCUGGGAGCUGGGCAUCAGGCCCCCUCUCCCCCAGGCUGCCAGAGCCCCUAGCCCUGGUUGCCUGCCUGGGGCAUCCCCCAGAUGGCUGCUUGGGAGGUGGCAGAACAGACAGACUGAAGGUCACCGCUGUCCAGGUGUGCCAACAGUUUUACAGGCCGAGGGACUCAGGUGGGCCUGCAGCAGGCAGGCUGCAUCCAGCAUCUUGGUUGCCUCUCUGUGCCCCCGCCGGAGGCUGGGCCUGCAGGCACUCUCCACUGAGUGCUGGCAUGUCUUGCUUCAGAAUGAGGUCCUUAGGGCGAUGCCACCUGCUUGCUGGACCAGGGAGGGCCUUCUGGCUUCCCUCCCAUCUUGACUGUGCCUGGUGGGCUGGAUAGGCCCCUAAACAGGCUGGAGGGGCUGGGCUUCACUCUUGCACCCGCGGUCUCCUACCCCCGCCCCUCACGUUGCUUGUCCUUCGGAAGGCAAGGAUUGGCUCAGCCGAAGCCCACACGCUGUGCAGCCCUCACUCCUCCCUUCCUCCUUCCCGGCACCUAUGCUCCAGUCUCCUUAGAUAUUGUGGGUCAUUAUACCUGUGAAGCAGAUACUAUCUCCCCUUCCUAGUGAAAGUGGAGCCCGCAAGGCGGCUGGACCAACGCUUUCCCGCUCCUGAGCUCACUUGAGCGUCAUGAGGGGCAGCCGGGUCCCUGUGGCAGGGAGCCGCGCCCUGAGGACUAGUUGCCUUUGUGGAAGGUGCCCAAGCGUGAGGCUGGGUGUCGGACCCAGGUGGACCAGGCCCAGCUGCUGUGGCCUGACCCUGGUGGGGCUUGGAGGCAGGGCUGGGCAGAGGCCUCGGGCUUCUUCCUCGGGCCUGUGAUGACAUGUUCCUUCAGCUCAAGCCACGCUCAUCGGGAGCCAGCCCGCAGCCUGGGAGCCUGUUUUCCAGUCUGUAAACGCAGGGCGUGUGUCGCAGUGGCUGUGAGUGAGCGAGGGGGCGGCGGCGAGCCGGCUGCACAGGUCCUGCGGCCUCAGGCGGCCUUGUUGCCCAACAGGCGGUUGGGGGCGGGCCACAGCCGCUGAUUAAAGGCUGCCUGGAGCAGCCUGUGCGGAGACAGGUGCCCAGCAGCCCAGGAAGCCGGCCAGCGCCUGCCGCAGCUUUAGGCAUUGCUGUCCCUGUGAGAACAUCACGAUGUCCGAGGUGCCCCGGGCAGAGACCUUUGUCUUCCUGGACCUGGAAGCCACUGGGCUCCCCAGUGUGGACCCCGAGAUUGCUGAGAUAUCCCUGUUUGCUGUCCACCGCUCCUCUCUGGAGAACCCAGAGCGUGAUGAGUUCGGCAUCCCUGUGCUGCCCCGGGUCCUGGACAAGCUCACGCUGUGUAUGAGCCCGGAGCGCCCCUUCACCGCCAAGGCCAGUGAGAUCACUGGCCUGAGCAGCGAGGGCCUGGCGCGGUGUGGGAAGGCCGGCUUCGACAGCGCCGUGGUACGGAUGCUGCAGGCCUUCCUGAGCCGCCAGGAGAGCCCCAUCUGCCUCGUGGCCCACAACGGCUUUGAUUACGACUUCCCCCUGCUGUGCACGGAGCUGCGGCGCCUGGGCGCCCGCCUGCCCCGGGACACCGUCUGCCUGGACACACUGCCUGCGCUGCGGGGCCUGGACCACGCUCACAGCCACGGCACGCGGGCCCAGAGCUGCAAGGGUUACAGCCUGGGCAGCCUCUUCCGACGCUACUUCCAGGAAGAGCCGAAAGCAGCCCACUCAGCUGAGGGCGACGUACACACCCUGCUCAUGGUCUUCCUGCACCGCGCUGCUGAGCUGCUUGCCUGGGCCGAUGAGCAGGCCUGCAGCUGGGCCCACGUGGAGCCCAUGUACACACCACCUGAUGGUGCAUGCCUCGAGGCCUGAGUGCCAGGGCCUCCGUGAUGCCACAACCCAGCGGGAUGAGGCCUGGUCCCUGCACCAUGGGCAGUGCCAGCCUUGACGGUUCAGCCGGGCUCUGAGGCCUGGAGCUGUCACCGGAUGAGUGCUUCACUGCCCCUGCAGCUGCCAGGCUUCCCCCUGGCCCUGGCCUCACUGGCCUGGCAGCCCUAGAACUUUCUGCCAGCCCCAGCCCCAGCCCCAGCCUCAGCCUCAGCCUCAGCCUCACCCUCAGCCUCGGCGGGCUCCCACCCCUCACUCUGUCUCUCAAUAAACAGCACUAGCACCAGCCCCUGUGGGACCCUGAGCCACCUACUUCCCCUCCUGGAGCCUCUGUCUCUGCUUCACAAAGUGGUGACAGGCUGAAGUGAUAUGAUAGGUAGGCAGAGCAGCACGGUGCCUGGCACGCUCUGGGUGCUGGAGAAUAAGGGGGCACCCCUGGCUGCACACAGGCACAUACAUGAAAAGGACCUUAAAUGUGCAAGUCAAGCGCAGAGGGCCCACUGGAGCGCAUGGGGUGACAGAGACGACGCCCAGAGGCAGGCUGGACUUUAGAGCUGACCUGAGGCACGUAGGAGAGGUGAGGUGGCCGGCACAGUGAGGGUGACACCUAGGAAGAAGUCCCUCCUGGGCCGUGUCCCUUGUGGUGCAGCCAGAGGAGGUCCAGGAGGCUGCUCCGCAAGGAGGGCAGCUUCUUGGCAGCCACCUCAGAUGGCGUUCGGGAGCCGACUAAGCUGCCUCGGGCCCCACCUGUGUCACCAAACAAGGGGACAAGUCAGGGGCAGGAUGUCCGGGAGACAGAACAGGUGAGAAGGGUAGGGUGGGUGGGGUGGCCGUGCCUGAGAGUCACUUGCAUGAUCAGAGCCUUGAGCCAGCCGGGCCCGUUCUGGGAACCCUAAGUAGGUCAGAGUGACUAGAGCCAUUGCAAUGUGCAAGGUGGCAGAAUGGUGAGGCCAGAACACAGGCAGUAGUGACCUCAGGCUGUCCUCAUUGCCCAGGCUGGCGGGCCUGGACUGACCCUGAAGGCAAUGGGGAGCCACAGACGGUUGUAAACAGGGGAGGGGCACAAUCUGAUUGCUCUUUUUACUGUAGCUGUCAGGCUGCUGUGUGGAGAAGGGACUAGAGCAGGCCUGGAAGGGGAGGGCAGCAACCGAGGGAGAGAGGAGCACAGGCACUGGGGCUCUUUGGGAGGGAGAGCUACCAGCCUGGCCAAGGACAGAAUGGCAGGAGUAGGGGAGGGUGCAACAUAGGGGAAAGACCGGCAGGGGUCUAGUUUGGGAAUGUGAUCCAUGCACUGCUGAGCUUCCUGAGGAUGGCUAGUUGGCUCCCUGCCCCGGGAGGGGACCCACCUGGGAGAGUGCCACAAGGCCAGGCCAGGGCGGGCCUUCAGUCCAGGAGCAUGCAUCAGGCAGGAGCUGAAAGAAUGGGGGGCACCAUGAAGAUUGAGGCAGCCAGGGCUCCUCAGAUCCCCAGCGCCCUGGCAGGGCUGGGUCCCCUUUAUCUGGGUGGCCAGGCUCCAGGUCACCAAUUGCUGAGUGGGUAAUGCCAAGAGGAUCCCUUCUCCCUUGGCACGCAAGCUAGGAGGGGCUCAACUCCGGGCCUGGGUAAGCAGGUUGACAGCCUGGCCUGUGGCUGCUGCCACGCCCCAGAGUGGUCUCUGGUUUCUGGGCCCUCUCACCUUUCGCAGGCCCACAUGCAGCUCCCUCAGCACUCCGUGCUCUCCUGGCCUCCCGGCAGCCUGGCCUCAGGCCCCCUGCCUGAGCCCGAGCUCAGACUGGCCCGUCCAAGCUUCCCACCUUGCACACCGCACAGGCAGGCUGAGGCCUGCCCCCUGCUGCCUGAAAGCAGUGAUGUGCUGGGAAACGGGUGGGCACUCCUAGGGACUUCUAGGGAAGUCCGUGUGGGCCUACAUGUGUGUGUCUAUUUCUCUCUCUCUCUUUACGCACACACAUACAUGUUUAUUAUAAAGGUUACUGAUAGAAAGGAUGUGAGCACAUGCUUUACAAAUAAUGAAAUCUACAAUAUAUACAAAAUAUACAAUACACUUAGAAGUUUCACAUGGCUAGUUUAUUCUCGAAAAGUCCCUCCGUUGACUUCUGCUGAACUCUUGUAUCCGUACCCUGCCAUGCUUGCAACUAAUGGACGAGUGUGGUUCCCACACAAAUGCUAGUUAAUAUUUUCAUGUAUCCUAAUGAGUAAAACAAAAGUGAAACCACAGAGAUGCAUGUUGGAACCUCACAUGUUCAUUGGUGACGUGAGCAACUCCUUUGCUGAGCUGGAUAAUAGUUUUUUAUACUGGAAAGGUAUUUGCUUUUUUUUUUUUUCUAUUCACAAUGUAAUGACUACAGACUCAAGUCUACACAGGCAAACUUUAACAGAUCAAGCCCUGGUUCAUAGUGUCUGCUGAAGUAAGAUGUGAUGACUUUUGAGUA
Messenger RNA from Equus caballus (horse), 4925 nucleotides. The record is from RefSeq and is a predicted model, not a curated record. Lineage: Eukaryota; Metazoa; Chordata; Mammalia; Perissodactyla; Equidae.